GUUUCUACUGAGGAAGGUGAGCGAAAGGCAAAGGAGCUUAAUGUGAUGUUCAUAGAGACAAGUGCAAAAGCAGGAUACAAUGUGAAGCAGCUGUUCCGACGAGUGGCCGCAGCUUUGCCUGGUAUGGAAUCUACUGAAAAUAAGAAGGUUGAUAUGACAGAGGUCUUACUCCGAGACUCCGAAAAUACAACGGAAAUCGGGAGGACAUCAGAUGGUGGGUGUGCUUGCUAGGAGCUACUCACCUAUUCACCUUAUGGUUACCAAAUCAUCGUCCACCUCUUCCGCCCAUUCUGCCUGCCUGCCAGACCUGUCAACUUUCCACAAGGGGUUGCAAGAAUGAUAAGCUAUCAUUAGGUUGUGCUUUAUUCUGCCUUGCAUCAGUGAUAAUCCACACAGUAGCUUCCUUAGUGUGUGACUUGUUUAAGUUAUUAUUCUGUGGUAAUCAGAAUUUAUGGCAGUACAUAAAAAAAACAUGUUCAGAAGAUAUUUGAACAUUUUAUUGCUGUAUUAUGCCUUUAAAAUAAACUAUUACUGCAGCUGUACCUCUGUACAUACCACCUACUGUAUUUAAAUUUGCAGUUGCUAAGGUGAAACAUGCUUAAACAUCACUUGGUAUACUUUCUGUAAUGUUCAUUAUUAGUGGGAGUAGUAGUCACCUUCACCAUAUGAACAAAUCAAUGUAAAUAUGGAUAUUGAUCCUUGAGUAAUAGUUAAUCUUGGUUGUCCAAAUUAGACAUAAGUGCAGAACAGACUUAAUGUCUGAUGCAAUGUGGGUUAGCAUUGUGUACGUAUAUAAUACAUACUAUAGUGUGUGUGUGUGUGUGUGUGUGUGUGUGUGUGUGUGUACAUUAUGUACACACACACACACAGCCAGUAGCUCGGACUCGACC
Cherax quadricarinatus is the source of this 890-nucleotide messenger RNA. The record is from RefSeq and is a predicted model, not a curated record. Lineage: Eukaryota; Metazoa; Arthropoda; Malacostraca; Decapoda; Parastacidae.